Messenger RNA from Ochotona princeps (American pika), 1811 nucleotides. It is a transcript of the gene ZNRF1, whose product is annotated as zinc and ring finger 1. The record is from RefSeq and is a predicted model, not a curated record. The transcript has 5 exons. Lineage: Eukaryota; Metazoa; Chordata; Mammalia; Lagomorpha; Ochotonidae. Bases 495 to 1178 code for a protein of 227 amino acids.
GCUACGCGGCCGCGGCUGUGGGAGCUGCGCCGGGCCGCUCGGCGCCCAGCCCGCCCGAGGCGGCCGUGCGUGGUGGCCGCGUCCCGAGGCGCGGGGGACGCGCCUGGCGCGGUCCUCGGCCGCCUCCUCCGGCGCCUCCCAGCGCCUGUCCGCCGCCUCCCGUCCUCUCUGCCUGCGGCUCGCCCGGCUUUCGGAGCCCGGGGGCGGCCUGUGGCGCGCCGAGCCCGCGCCGGACUGCGCCUCUUUGGACCUUGAAGGCAACCAUGCGUCUGGCUUGGAGCGUUUGAAAUUCUUAGUUUGGGGUGCCCGCCCGCCUGCCUCUUCCCCGCCCCCCACCCCCUUGCGGGAUUUUUUUUUCUUCUCUUUUUUCUCCCUCCUGGUCUCCUUUUUGACUCCCUCCUCCCCCCUUUAUGCUCGCCCAGCCCUCCCCCCGCUGCUGAGAAGUGGGGGAGGGUCUCGGCUCCCAGGUUCCCGCCCCACCGGGCCGGGCGACCAUGGGGGGCAAGCAGAGCACGGCGGCCCGCUCCCGCGGCCCCUUUUCGGGGGUCUCCACCGAUGACAGCGCCGUGCCCCCGCCGGGAGGGGCGCCCCACUUCGGGCACUACAGGACGGGCGGCGGAGCCAUGGGGCUGCGCAGCCGCUCGGUCAGCUCUGUGGCGGGCAUGGGAAUGGACCCCAGCACGGCCGGCGGGGUGCCCUUUAGUCUCUACACCCCUGCCUCCCGGGGGACCGGCGACUCGGAGAGGGCGCCCGGCGGUGGAGGGUCGGCGUCCGACUCCACCUUUGCCCACGGCAAUGGUUACCAGGAGACUGGCGGCGGUCACCAUAGAGACGGGAUGUUGUACCUGGGCUCCCGAGCCUCGCUGGCGGAUGCUCUACCUCUGCACAUCGCACCCAGGUGGUUCAGCUCGCACAGUGGUUUCAAGUGCCCCAUUUGCUCCAAGUCUGUGGCUUCCGAUGAGAUGGAAAUGCACUUUAUAAUGUGUCUGAGCAAACCUCGCCUCUCCUACAAUGAUGACGUGCUGACGAAAGAUGCAGGGGAGUGUGUGAUCUGUCUGGAAGAGCUGCUUCAAGGGGACACGAUAGCCAGGCUGCCCUGCCUGUGCAUCUACCACAAAAGCUGCAUAGAUUCGUGGUUUGAGGUGAACAGAUCUUGUCCAGAACACCCUGCGGACUGACCCUACCGGGUCUGCUUGCCGACUCCUCUCAAAGGUUUAUUUUAUUUAUUCCAAGUAACCUCCCAGAACAGCUGAUGAUGUCAGACAAAUCAGGGACAUUUGCUCUUUUUACCGUCACCUCAAAAACCAAUGACAAGGGGAGAAGAAAAAGCCAGGGAGAGGGAGCGGAGGCCAGCCCCGGAGCGCAGGUCCAGAUUCCGGCAUGAUGUUUGGCCUUGGGGGUCCCUGUGCAGCCGGACCCUGGCGGGACACAGCGUCCAACCCACAGCCAGACGGAACACGACUCACUCCUUGUGGUCCACACAGGGACAGCAGCCCCUGUCCCCGAGAGGAGGCUCACCGGACACGGGCAGAGCUGAACUUGGGACACCAGUGAGGACAGGGCACACCUUCCGCACCGACUUCCAGGAAGCGGCUCUCCCUCCCUCCCCGAGGACACCAGAAGGGAUGAGAGUGCGUCCGAGAGAAGAGUGAAUCCACCGCGAUCCCUGCCCGCAGCCUGCAGCCCUCGGCCAGGAGGGCAAAGGGCCUUUUCUUUUUCACCUUUGAAAGGCAUUGUGGGUCUGUCUUUAAAGUGUUUACAAAAAAAAAAAAAUUAUUUAAAAAAAAAAACAAGUCUAGUGUCUCCUGGUG